AGAUUGUGAACUUGAAAGUUCCUGAUUUUAGGGUUUUAGUUCUCUCUCUCUCUCUCUCCCUCCCUCUCCUCUUCUCUCUCUGUUUCCUCUGCGAGUCCUCUCUACAGAGCAUCCUCUUCUUUCUUGCGUUUCAACCUAACAGCAGCUUCCACCGGUCGCACUCGUGGCAUGAUCGGAACACGACGUGGGAAGCCGCAGCUUACCCAGUUGAUUUAAGUGGUCGAAGCAACGGUUUUCCUGAGCGCUAGUGCUUCGUGAAAAUGAUCUCAGCGUUGUCUUGGGUGCCGAAAGGGGUCGCCAAGGCGAUUGCUGACGCUGCGGAGCCGCCAACGAAAGAAGAAAUUGAAGAGCUUUUGAAGUCCGGUGCUUUAGCGGCCAGUGAGGAAAGUGAAGAUGGAGAAGAUGAAGAGAUGAACAUUGAUGCAACAAAGUCCACUGAUGAGGUUUCAAAUGCAUUAGCAGCAGCUGAUGCCCUUGGAAAGUCUUCUGGCUACAAAGGUUCUACUGGAAAUUUUGAAGACAUAACUGAUGGCCUAAGAGAGCUUGACAUGGAUAACUAUGACGAUGAGGAUGAAGGUGUAGACUUGUUUAGUAGUGGAACACUGUCUGGGAAUCUCUAUUAUCCAAGCAAUGUCAUGGAUCCGUAUCUGCAAGACAAAAAUGAUGAGGAUGAAGAAGAAGAAGAGGACAGGAGAAUACUGCCUUCAGAUUGUGUUAUAGUUUGUGCUUGUAAUGAGGAUGAUGUCAAUCUUCUGAAGAUAUAUAUCCUUGAGGAAGAUACAGAAGAUGGCAAACCAAAUUUGUUUGUGCAUCAUGAAAUAUUUCUGCCAUCCUUUCCCCUUUGCACAGCCUGGCUUGAUUGCAACCUCAAAGGUGGAGACAAAGGAAAUUUUAUUGCCAUUGGAUCAAUGGAACCAGGAAUUGAAAUUUGGGAUCUUGACCUGGUUGAUGAAGUUCAGCCAUUUAUGACACUAGGAGGGACAUUAAAGCAACCAAAGUCUGACAAGUCUAGCAAGGACAAGAAGAAAAAGAAAAAGAAAAAAGAGGCUUCCAUUACAUACAAAGAAGAUAGUCAUACAGAUUCAGUCUUGAGUUUGGCAUGGAACAAAGAAUUCAGGAAUCUUCUAGCCAGUACAAGUGCUGAUAAGUCCAUCAAGAUUUGGGACAUUGUCUCGGGAAAAUGUGCAAAUACAUUACAACAUCACUCAGAUAAGGUGCAAUCUGUUGCGUGGAAUUGUCACCAAUCAACUGUUCUUUUAAGUGGUUCAUUUGAUCGCACUGUAGUCAUGAUGGACAUGAGGGCCCCAUCACAUGCUGGUGUCCGAUGGUCUGUGCCAGCUGAUGUUGAAAGCAUUGCCUGGGAUCCUCACACAGCUCACUCAUUUGUGGUUAGUAUAGAAGAUGGUACAGUUCAGUCUUUCGACAUUCGAGCUGCUGCAACUAAUUCAGAUUCUUGUCUCAAACCAAGUUUCACCUUACAUGCACAUGAUAAAGCUGUCUGUGCAGUCUCGUAUAAUCCAUCUAUAGCUAAUCUACUAGCAACUGGAUCAACAGAUAAGACGGUGAAGUUGUGGAAUAUAUCAAACAAUCAACCAUCAUGUGUUGGAUCCUGGAAAUCUGAAGUUGGGGCUGUUUUCACACUUGCAUUCUCAGAAGAUAGCCCUUCUCUGCUGGCCAUAGGAGGUUCCAAGGGGAAACUGAAGGUAUGGGACACGUCUUCAAAUACAAGUAUUAGCAAAGCAAAGUGAACAUUUUUUUUUUGUCUUGGUUUAUUUAUUCAUUUAUUUUUGUAAUAUGGCAUGAAGGAAUCUAUAAAAUUUUGUAGAGUGUAACUUGUUAGGAAAAGGUAUAGAUGCAUGAAAAAGGUUGCAAAUCUUGCUUGAAAAGUGUUCCCAGGUUUACUGCUGUAUGUCAAUUGAGGCGCUAUUUUUAAUUGCAGCAAAUCCUUUUCACAUCAAUUUUGAAGAUAUUUUAUUAAAUAA
Messenger RNA from Nymphaea colorata (pocket water lily), 1982 nucleotides. RefSeq lists its product as uncharacterized. The transcript is spliced from 17 exons. Bases 261 to 1748 code for a protein of 495 amino acids. Gene Ontology annotation, cellular component: nucleus. Gene Ontology annotation, biological process: rRNA processing. NCBI's taxonomy places the organism in Eukaryota, Viridiplantae, Streptophyta, Magnoliopsida, Nymphaeales, Nymphaeaceae. The record is from RefSeq and is a predicted model, not a curated record. Gene Ontology annotation, molecular function: protein binding.